Syngnathus acus (greater pipefish) is the source of this 1745-nucleotide messenger RNA. It is a transcript of the gene acadsb, whose product is annotated as acyl-CoA dehydrogenase short/branched chain. Bases 65 to 1363 code for a protein of 432 amino acids. The record is from RefSeq and is a predicted model, not a curated record. Gene Ontology annotation, molecular function: flavin adenine dinucleotide binding; acyl-CoA dehydrogenase activity. The transcript has 11 exons. NCBI's taxonomy places the organism in Eukaryota, Metazoa, Chordata, Actinopteri, Syngnathiformes, Syngnathidae. Gene Ontology annotation, cellular component: mitochondrion.
UAGCAGAAUGCCCUAGGUUUCUAAAUGCAACAUGAGUGAGCAUGUAAACAUUGCGUAACAAAAUAUGGCUGCCGCGUUGGUGAGGACCUUGUCUAAGUCUUGCAGACAGCUCACUCGGGCGUGUGUUGGAUGCCAGCCAGGAUGGAGGAGCAGGUCCACCAAGUCUGCCCUAGAUGUGGGCUCCGUCCAGGCGUCCUCUGUGGCAAACUUUCCUCCCUUGCAGUCAUAUUCAGUGGAGGAGAGUAUGAUGAGGGAAUCAGUGAAAAAGUAUGCACAAGAGCGUAUUGCGCCUUUUGUGGCAAAGAUGGAUGAGCACUCAUGUAUGGAUGAAGCAGUGAUCAAGUCUCUCUUUGAACAGGGUCUCAUGGGCAUUGAGAUUGACGCAGAAUACGGUGGCACUGGUUCCACGUUCUUCUCCUCCAUCCUGGUCAUUGAGGAGCUGGCGAAGGUGGACGCCUCCGUGUCUGUGCUGUGCGACAUCCAGAACACGCUGAUCAACACGCUCUUUACGCAACUGGGAACGGCUGCUCAGAAGGAGAAGUAUCUCAGCAGACUGUCCACUGACACGGUCGGCAGCUUUUGCCUGUCAGAGGCCGAGUCAGGCAGUGACGCCUUUGCUCUGAAGACACGUGCGGAAAAACAUAAGGACUAUUACGUCAUCAACGGGUCCAAGAUGUGGAUCAGCAAUGCGGAGCAUGCUGGCGUCUUCCUGGUGAUGGCCAAUGUGGACCCCUCAGUCGGUUAUAAAGGCAUCACCUGCUUCAUCGUCGAGCGGGAAACAGAAGGCCUGGAGAUCGGCAAGAAGGAAAACAAGCUGGGAUUGCGCGCCUCCUCUACCUGCCCGCUCAACUUUGACAACGUCAAGGUGCCCGAGAAGAACAUCUUGGGCCAAGUUGGUCAUGGAUACAAGUAUGCAAUUGGAAUGCUCAAUGAAGGCAGGAUUGGAAUUGCAGCACAGAUGUUGGGGCUUGCACAAGGCUGCUUCGACCAUACAGUUCCUUACACAAGACAGAGAAUGCAGUUUGGAAAACGGAUCUUUGACUUCCAGGGCAUGCAGCACCAAAUAGCCCACGUGGCGACGCAGAUCGAAGCCGCGCGCUUGCUGACGUACAACGCCGCUCGUCUGAAGGAAGCCGGUAGACCCUUCAUCAAGGAGGCCUGCAUGGCCAAAUAUUUCACUGCCGAGGUGGCAACCUUGACCACGUCCAAAUGCAUCGAAUGGAUGGGAGGGGUGGGCUUCACCAAAGACUACCCCAUUGAGAAAUAUUACAGGGAUUGUAAAAUUGGUACCAUCUACGAGGGCACGACAAACAUCCAGCUGUCCACCAUGGCAAAAUUCAUCGAUAAGGAGUACGACGUUUAACAUAAUUCUGAAUUGGAGCCUGACGGAUUGCACUGCCGCGUUACACUCCCUGUUCUUGUGUUUCAUGCGAGCUUGCUAAAAAGGACGAUGCAGUCGCCUCUCUACAAGACAUCGAUUUACUGUUACAAUUUUUUGCAUUGUAGUUUUGUCACUUUGUAUGGAUUUUCCAAUUAGGAUCAUGCAGAAAUGUACAAUAUCUCCUAGUGGUUCAUUCUCUUUAUUUGCCUGCUUUAGUGCCUUUGCCGGUUACUGCCACUAGGUGGCGGCAUCCUCGCACAAACUCGCAGCAGUCAAUUACAGUUACUGAGCGUACCUUUAAUGAGCUGCCUGCCAUAUUAAUCAUUUCUGCUGCUCCACAUUAAAGGGAGACUAUUAUGAAUAA